AGUCGUAUUUCGUUGGUCACCGUCCAAUGUUGUGAACUAAUUUGUUAGCGGGUUUUAUUUAUUGUUGUUUCUUGCGGUUUUUUUUUUUUUAUAUUGAUAUUUGACAGAUUGUUGUGCUUAUGGCCUCCCAAUGCAGAUGGCUGCGACGUCGGCUGUUAGCGUUCCUCCUCCUGCCACUGCUGCUGAUGGUACUCUCUACUCUUCACCAGUCGCAUGCGCUGGAAUUCAUGGAUGAGUCAGCGCCUGGCCAGGACGUGGAGGAUGAUGGAGAUUCGGCCGAACUACCGCCGAUUCUACACACAUACUCGAAGGAUACGAUUAGCAACUUCAAUCCGCGUAAAACAGAUGCCCAAUUUCGCGCACAGUGGGAACGGGUGCCACUUCAAAAACAGGAGGUGAUCAAGCGCCGAUAGUUUUUAUCUGCAUAGAGGGCAAACCUACUUUUUUACGAUACCCAUACAUACUAAUUUAAUCACAAGGUCACACUAACCUUAAUUCUAGAGAUUGAUUUUCAUAUUAUUGAGCUUGCACAAACUAAGCGAUACUCUAUGAAUAUAAUCAGCCAUUAAGUUAUAUACUCGAACCGAACCUCGAAACGUGUAAUAGAAAUUAUUGAAUCAAUGAAUCAAAAAUAUGUAUGUUGAUACUUACUAGUAAUCAGUAAUAAUGCAAAAUUAAUAUAGACACAUAAAUAUAUAUAGAACUAAAAUUAA
Messenger RNA from Drosophila grimshawi, 713 nucleotides. RefSeq lists its product as uncharacterized. Lineage: Eukaryota; Metazoa; Arthropoda; Insecta; Diptera; Drosophilidae. The coding region runs from base 120 to 413 and encodes 97 amino acids. The transcript is spliced from 2 exons. The record is from RefSeq and is a predicted model, not a curated record.